UUCUCCACCUCCCCCUUAGAGCAAUUCGACGCCCCCAAGCUUGCUUCGGGCCUGAACGCCACCGCGGGAGAACAAUGGGCGUUUGAUGGGACCUCCUCGUCCGGCCGCAGCGGCCUUCUGCUAGGCAUCUACCGCGAUGCCUCCUACGCCUUUCUGGGGCCGGGCAACUUCCGCCUCUCGCUGGAUUUAGUCUGGGACAACGGCACCACCUGGUCCACCGUCGACUACCUCUCCGCGUCGACCAUGCACAUCUGCCCGGAUCAAGUGAUUGGCAUCUGGUCCCACUCGGCAGACCAUUAUUACGCCUUCACCGUGACGGCCGACGCCAAGCAGGCCCGUAUCCACUUCCACACCCCGGACGUGGUCGGCGUCGUUGCCCUGCACAGCACCACGCCGGCACGCUACCCGGACGGCCAGCUGUUCCCGUCGGAGGCAUCAUCGACGCAGAACGCCCCUAUGCUGCACUGGGUGGAGCCCAUUCCCGGCGGGUUGAUCGACGUCGACCUCAAAGUAAAUGACGUUCCCUUCCGGUGGACCGGACUUGGCGGCCACGAGCGCUGGUGGUCGGCCAAGGGGUGGUUGGAUAUCAUGACGCAGUGGGAGUCCGUGCGGCUGAUGGCAGGACCUUACGUGCUGAGCUUCUGGCAGCCCACAUCCCGCGUGAAUGGGGUGGUGUAUCCGUCCGCCUUCUUGACCAAGCACGGCGAGAAGGUCUUUUCGGCAGUCCACGACGAGGUGUCGGAGGCAGAGGAUUAUAUUCUGUAUCGUCCGGUGAAACAACAAGGGCAAGAGAGGGAGGCGGGGUAUGAGGUAGAGUUGGUCUCGCCAGGGCAGGGGAAGAAAUGGGUGUUUGGGUUAGAGUAUCGCAAUCAGGAGUUUGAGUUCGAGUUGGGGGAGAAAGCGGGGGGCAGAGCGUAUGUGGGGCGAGCGAAAGGGGGG
This is a messenger RNA of Aspergillus aculeatus ATCC 16872, 939 nucleotides long. RefSeq lists its product as uncharacterized. The transcript has a single exon. The annotation marks the transcript as partial. The record is from RefSeq and is a predicted model, not a curated record. Lineage: Eukaryota; Fungi; Ascomycota; Eurotiomycetes; Eurotiales; Aspergillaceae.